Messenger RNA from Vicia faba (fava bean), 321 nucleotides. The record is from the annotation of a GenBank genome assembly. NCBI's taxonomy places the organism in Eukaryota, Viridiplantae, Streptophyta, Magnoliopsida, Fabales, Fabaceae.
AUGCACCUGGUGGGUUGGGACAAAGUUCCUUUAAGGAAGAGAGAUGGAGGUCUUGGCAUUAGAACUACUAGAGAGGCUAAUAAUGCUAUUCUUGCUAAGGCAGGGCGGAAGGAAACUGCUUCUAGAGGCUACAAUACCAGUCUUUUGUUUACUUCUGCAGGUGACCAACUUCCCUUCCUCUCUCCUUCUUGCUACAGGAGUUUAAUAGUAUUACAAGAUAGGAACGAAGUAGCUCGACAACAUAGUGGAGAAACUAGAUGUAAGGGCACUCUAAAAUCCCCUAAUGCCUAUCCCGAUCCCGCCGCUCUUGACCCACCCUGA